Dujonia railenensis is the source of this 1587-nucleotide messenger RNA. NCBI's taxonomy places the organism in Eukaryota, Fungi, Ascomycota, Pichiomycetes, Serinales, Debaryomycetaceae. The record is from the annotation of a GenBank genome assembly.
AUGGGAUCUUGCAUGUCAAAAGGUCCUGAGACCACUGGAAGCUCAAUUCCUAAUAAAAACGCUAAUGCGAAGCGCCAGCAACAGAAGGUUGCCUUGAACGGAUCAGCCUCCAAUAUAAAGACAGCCCAGGAGUCUAGUUCUAGCACUGGAGAGAAAUCCACUGAUAUCCCAAGCAACACCAAUGGAUCUGUUACAGAUCUUAAUGGCGCCAUCACUGCAGCCAACGCUUCUACCAACACCUCCGCCAAUACUGUAGCCAAACCUGGUGUCACCAACACCACGUCGUCGUCUCUGUCUACAGACAAGAAUGUUAAAGUCCUUUUAUUAGGUUCUGGUGAAAGUGGGAAGUCCACCAUCGUAAAGCAAAUGAAAAUCAUUCACCAAAACGGCUACUCCAAAGAAGAAAUAUACGAAUACAAGCCUUUCGUCUACCGUAAUGUGUUGGAGUGUAUUAAGAAUAUCAUCAACGCAAUCAUCGACUUGGAACCUGAUUUGAUAAAAAAUGAAAAUGGAUUGGAGGCAAUCAAGUCUAAAGAAGAGGAGAUUUACAAGUCCAACAACAACAAUAACAGUAAGAAUAAAAAUAAUACUAAUAAUAACAUUAACGAAAAAUUAACCCAAAAUGACCAAACUAUUAACGAAAUUGAAAAUGACGACGAGGGCGAUGCCUUGGAUGAAAAUAACGAAGACUUGGAGGUGAAAGGACUCGACUACGAUGAAAAAUUGAAUGGUACACAUACCAAUUCUAAUAAUAACAAUAAUAAUACUAAUAAUACUAAUAAUACUAAGGCCACGAAGAUCAUAAUCCCUGUCUUGGACUAUGACGAGCUAAGUGAUAUUUUGGAUUAUGAGCUAUCCAUGGACACAGACGAGCCAUUUGAUCAAAAUAUAGCCAAGAAGAUCAUUCACGUGUACUCCAAGCCCGAAGUUCAAGACUUCAUAAAAUACCAACAGGGGAACUUCUACUUGAUCGACUCAACUAGCUACUUCUUGGGCGACUUGGAGAGAAUUAGUGAACCUGAUUACAUGCCAUCAGUCAACGAUAUUUUGAGAACUCGUAAGAAAACGUCUGGUAUUUUUGAUUUCAAGUUUCAAAUGCUGUCUGGGCUCAAUAUCCACAUGUAUGACGUUGGUGGACAGAGAUCCGAACGUAAGAAGUGGAUCCAUUGCUUUGAUAAUGUUACUUUGAUCAUUUUCUGUGUUGCAUUGUCGGAAUACGACCAAGUACUCUUGGAAGAAAACUCUCAGAACAGACUAGUUGAAUCUUUAACGUUAUUUGAUUCAGUCGUCAACUCUAGAUGGUUUUCUAGAACUUCCAUUGUGUUGUUUUUGAACAAGAUCGACGUUUUUGCUGAAAAAUUACCCUAUAGUCCCUUGGAAAAUCACUUCCCAGAUUACACUGGCGGUAAAAACAUUAACAAGGCUGCCAAAUAUAUAUUGUGGAGAUUUACACAGGUAAAUAGGUCAGGAUUGAAUAUUUACCCACAUGUCACCCAGGCAACAGACACUUCUAACAUCCAGUUAGUCUUCGCUGCAGUGAAGGAAACAAUCUUGGAAAAUUUGUUGAGAGACAGUGGACUUUUGUAA